AUGGAUAGGAAAAAUAAUAUAUAUAACAGAGACAAGGUAUCUAAAGCAUUGUCGGCUUUAUUGACGGCCGUUUGCGAUGAUCCCUGCGACGCGGCCCAUUGGUGCAGGCUCCAAUGUUUUUUCGCAUUUGUUUUGUUCAAGCCCACCAGGGGCGGUCGCAGGACUAAUCAAGCCAAUUACGUUAUUAAACGGUUGGCCGAAUUCAGUUCGACCGAGGUCGAGAUUAUUGUGGCAAGCUUCAACACUGACCACAACACCAAACCGCGUAAGCACAAUCCAAACAGUUGGAUUAGUGCAGUAACCACUCGGAUUGAACAGGGCAGUCUCUCGGCGGCCGUCAGACUUGCUUGUUCGCCCGCAGGCCUGGCGGAGAGCUUGCCUGAGACACUCGCUAAACUCAAAGCUAUUCAUCCCAGUGCUCCAUUGAACAGGCGAGCUUUCCCCGCUCAGGAGCCGUCCAAUGGUCGCGUUUCACCAGCCCAGGUGUUGACGGCUUUAAAAUCGUUUAAUAAUGGUUCAUCGGGAGGCCUUGAUGGCUUGAGGCCUCAGCACAUAAAGGAUUUACUUUCCGGUCCGACGCCCACCGAUGAAUUGUUAAAUAACCUCACCGGUUUGUAA
Molecule: messenger RNA, 618 nt
Organism: Helobdella robusta
Lineage: Eukaryota; Metazoa; Annelida; Clitellata; Rhynchobdellida; Glossiphoniidae
Exons: 2
Coding region: 1-618 (205 amino acids)
Source: RefSeq, a predicted model, not a curated record